Messenger RNA from Hordeum vulgare subsp. vulgare (domesticated barley), 2081 nucleotides. Its product is annotated as E3 ubiquitin protein ligase RIN2-like. Gene Ontology annotation, biological process: ubiquitin-dependent protein catabolic process; protein ubiquitination; positive regulation of plant-type hypersensitive response. Lineage: Eukaryota; Viridiplantae; Streptophyta; Magnoliopsida; Poales; Poaceae. The coding region runs from base 183 to 1823 and encodes 546 amino acids. Gene Ontology annotation, molecular function: ubiquitin protein ligase activity; ubiquitin binding. Gene Ontology annotation, cellular component: plasma membrane; cytosol; ubiquitin ligase complex. The record is from RefSeq and is a predicted model, not a curated record. The transcript has 12 exons.
CUUCUCAUCGCCUUCCUCGCGUCGCUCUCGUCUGGUGGUCGUCUCCCCUCCUCUCCCCCGUCCCCGCGCGAAUAAAGCCGGCGUCGGAUUCUCCCCAGCCCCAAGCUCCGAUUCCCCGCGCCGAACCAAGUAGGCUCUCGCCCAGGUUAGGAUUUGGCUCAGCCGAUGCGCCAGCGCGACGCAUGGCCGUGAACUGCCUAUACGUGGCCGCCGCAUCCACGGCGGCCAGCGCCGCCGCGCUGCAGUGGUGGGCGGCGUCCUUCCUCGACGCUCCGCGGGACGGGGAUGUCGGCGGCGGGGACUGGCUUAAGACCGUGCUGCGAUCGCACGUGACCGUUGCGCUCUUAGCGAAUCUGGCGGCACACGUGUUCCUCGUCCUCGUCCUAGCUCUUAAGACAUUAGUUUUUGUUCGGUUAACUCCUACAGAGACUAGAAAAGUGUUGGAACACAUCAUUAACUAUGUAAUCUACAAGGGAACUUUUCUCACAUUGGUUGUGCCUCCUAAUUCUCAACAAAUAAUCCUUUGGUCAACUUGGCUGGUCCUUCUUUGUUCACUGAAGAUGUUUCAAUCAUUGGCCAGAGAACGGCUUGAGUGCCUCCAUGCGUCACCCUCAGCAACUCCAUCGAAAUAUCUCCGUGUAUAUUCUGCAUUGUUGCUGGUUCUUUCAACUGAUCUACUAUGGAUGAAGCUUUGUGUAGGGUUCUGCAGUUCAUGCAAUUCUAAGUUAUUUUGGCUUAUGUUAUUUGAGCCACUUAGUAUUGCCUUUGAGUCACUGCAGUCUAUCAUGGUGCAUGGAUUUCAGUUGUUUGACAUUUGGCAGCGACAUCUGAUGGACAGCGGUGUGGACUAUCUUGAUUUCCAAAAAACUUAUAAACAAGCAGCAGGUUCAUUUUCUGAAUGGAGAGGCCAACUUAUAAGGAAUUUUGGUUUUGCCAUUGACCUGAUAAGCUUGUUGAUGUCACUUGGUCAUUAUUCGAUGAUCUUUUGGCUCCGUGGUAUGGCGUUUCACCUGGUCGACGCAGUCCUCCUGUUGAACUUGCGUGCUCUUGUAGUUUCAUUUUUGAAGAGAAUUAAGACCUACAUUAAGUUAAGAAAGGCACUCCGUUCGCUCGAUGGAGCACUCCCUGAUGCUACAUACGAUGAAAUCUGCACAUACGAUGAUGAGUGUGCCAUCUGCCGGGGACCAAUGGCUCGAGCUAAAAAGUUGCCUUGCAACCAUCUAUUUCAUCUACCUUGCUUGCGAUCUUGGUUGGAUCAAGGAUUAAUGGAGGAUUACUCUUGUCCAACUUGUCGAAGGCCACUCUUUCUUUCAUCUCAAGGGCAUUCUAGGUCAACAACAGCAGAGAUAGCAAAUAUUCAGCAGACGGUUCCUGAACAGCAGAAUCCUUCAGAUGGUGUUUGGAGAGGUGCGGGUCUUGAUUCUCGCUUGGCACCACCGUGGUCGAGCCCUGGGGUGGAUGACCCCAGUUCCUCUAGUGCAGUGAGAUCUGUGGGGCUUAGCGGCGUUCAGAUGAUGAUGAGGCAGUUCGCUUCUGUGACUGAUAAUUAUGGGCAUACAGAUACCACCUGGAAUCUGUGGCCUGAGUCAAUGGCAGGCCCUUCAAUUAUUCCGUCAUCUUCCUCGAGGCCCGAUGGGGUGUCUGCUAGCUUGCGGUUCCGAGGCACAGCAGGAACACCUAACGGAAGCAUGUUGCGGGUUAAUAUCAUGGUAGAUAGAGUACGAGAAGUUUUACCCCAUAUGCCUGACGAGCUAAUUAUUGAAGACCUGAUGAGAACGAAUAAUGUGAAUGCCACUGUGAAUAAUCUUCUGCUGAUGCAAUGAUAGAGCAAUACAACAUUUAACGAUGAUAUUUACUGCCUAUAAGUUUACUUAUGACAAGUUUGUAUAGUUAAAGACGAGCCUGGGUAUUAAAGCAUGGGUUCCUGUAAUAAGUGUUUUGGUCUAUUUUGUUCCAUAUGGAUAAAAUGCGCCAGCUUUGUAUAGUAGUCAUAACUGUACAACAUUAUGCUCAAUAUGCUGUAGAUUAAUGUAUGUAGAAAGAUGCAAGUGCUACCACCCAAAUAAAAUUACUAUAAGUAA